Molecule: messenger RNA, 1545 nt
Organism: Medioppia subpectinata
Lineage: Eukaryota; Metazoa; Arthropoda; Arachnida; Sarcoptiformes; Oppiidae
Source: the annotation of a GenBank genome assembly
UGGUACUCCGGACACGUGCUGUCGGCUAUGGGCGAUGUAGUGGUGGUCACAUUCAACUACCGUCUCACCACAUUUGGCUUACUAUACACGGGUGCCAAACACCCGGGCGGUGCUCCGGGCAAUAUGGCUCUAUGGGAUCAGGCACUUGCGCUGGAGUGGGUGGUCGACAAUAUAGCCUAUUUUGCGCAUAACAAUGUUUGGCGAGUCGGCCGGUGCCAUAUCGACCAGUCUCCACAUUUUGUCCCCAAUUACUCGUCGCUGGCGCUGGAGUGGGUGGUCGACAAUAUAGCCUAUUUUGGUGGCGAUCCUAAGCGCAUAACAAUGUUUGGCGAGUCGGCCGGUGCCAUAUCGACCAGUCUCCACAUUUUGUCCCCAAUUACUCGCCACUUAUUCCAAAGGGCUAUUAUUAUGUCGGGCGCCGCCUCUAAAACCCUGUGCACCUCUACCGACGCCGAGAGUGUAUGGUAUGAAAGGGCAGUGGCUUUUGGUUGUGGCACUGCCGGCGACGAUAGCACAGCACAUGAGUUUACACCGGAGAUGAUUGAGUGUAUGGCCAGACUGUCCACCGAAGACCUACUUAAGGCCAGGGGUUUAGGGCUCAGUCGCUGUGAACUAGAUCUUAUGAUUGACGGCGAGUUUGUACCCAACAAUCCCAUAGAAUUGCUUAAGUCGGGCGACUAUAAGCGUGAUAUAGAUGUGCUGAUCGGUACGGUAGACAACGAGGGUAGUAUGUUUCUCAGCUGGUUUAUUGACCCUAUUAAGUUUAACAAGUGGCAGCCACUGUCCAUUAGUUACCACGAUGCCUAUGAAUAUGCUCUCAGCUUCUUAACAGGCUUUCACCGCUUGCCUCCCACUGGCUCUCAGCAAGUGGUCGACACAUACUUUAACGGUCUGUCCAAUGAGACCAAUCAUGAAGUUUUAAUUCAGACCGUUGGCCGACUGGUGGGUGACCUUUGGCUCACGUGUCCAACAAAACUGUUUGCCCGAUAUAUACACUCCGGGCACCCGAAGAGUCGUGUAUACGAGUACUACUAUAACGCCAAGUCUACGGCCGGACAUCAGUUGUUUUGCUCUGAUUGGAUGGGUGUCUGUCAUUUCGAUGAUAUCUAUCCCGUGUUUGGUCUACCGUUUCAAGAGUACGACAGAUAUGACCGCCGGGAACGCCAAAUAUCGGCCCAAAUGAUUGAUGUGUUUACGGGGUUUGCACGCAAUGGACAGCCGCCAAAACAAUCGGGCGCUGAUUGGCGGCCGUAUUAUACGGUUAACGACAAUACAGUUAUUGCUCCGUAUUAUGAGUUCACUGUUGAGCCCAAAGGAAAGGCAGUAAUUAAAUGCGAAACGAAAAAUGCCAACACAAUCGUCAGCGUUAGAGUGACCAACGGUCUGAUCACCGGUUUUGCGGACCAGUUAUAUGGCGUCAAAAUAAACGCGUUUUUAGGCAUACCAUACGCCGAGCCACCAGUCGGUGACUUGAGGUUCAAAAAGCCUAUGCCGGUGAGAGAGGCCUGGCCUAAACCAGUGGGCGCCACCAAAUGGCCCAAAGCG